This is a messenger RNA of Pochonia chlamydosporia 170, 375 nucleotides long. RefSeq lists its product as hypothetical. Bases 1 to 375 code for a protein of 124 amino acids. Gene Ontology annotation, biological process: riboflavin biosynthetic process. The record is from RefSeq and is a predicted model, not a curated record. Lineage: Eukaryota; Fungi; Ascomycota; Sordariomycetes; Hypocreales; Clavicipitaceae. The transcript has a single exon. Gene Ontology annotation, molecular function: 5-amino-6-(5-phosphoribosylamino)uracil reductase activity.
AUGGCAAGUCCCAUCCCAAACGAUGCCACGGAAUUCCCCGAGACAGACAGGCUCUUCCUCGAACCACACCUACCGCCUAAAGAUGGCUCAUCUCACCCAGCCCUGCCAUUCACCACCCUAACCUUUGCCACCUCGCUGGAUUCAUCCCUCACGCUCUCCCCGGGAACACCCACUGCCAUCUCUGGACCUCAGCCCGAAGCAAUGACACUUUAUCUUCGAUCUCGCCACGACGGAAUUCUAAUUGGCGUUGGCACCGCCGUCGCGGACGACCCGAGCCUGAACUGCCACAUUGUCGGUGUCGGUGGCUCGGGAGCGAUGGGCUCGACGGCCAGCCAAGGCCAAUUGUUGUUGAUCCCACUGCCCGAUGGGACUUGA